Molecule: messenger RNA, 1744 nt
Organism: Alosa alosa (allis shad)
Lineage: Eukaryota; Metazoa; Chordata; Actinopteri; Clupeiformes; Clupeidae
Product: nectin-3
Exons: 5
Coding region: 66-695 (209 amino acids)
Biological process (GO): heterophilic cell-cell adhesion; homophilic cell-cell adhesion
Cellular component (GO): adherens junction
Source: RefSeq, a predicted model, not a curated record
UAGAUACGGUCCUGGAUAAGGUUCAGUAUAAAGCACAAUUGGCAGACAAUGAAGACAGCGUGGUCAUGAAUGUUGGCUUGGAGGUCAAGCCACUCAUCAUCAGCAGUCAUGCAACCACCUUGGCAACCUGUGUGGUUUGUACUCCCGACCCCCCUGCUGAGGUAUCAUGGGAUGUACUAUCCCUCGGUGCCAUGGUUACAUCCUCUGAGGUCACAGCCAACUCCAACGAUAAUGGAACAAUCACAGUGACCAAUCACCUGAGGGGUGUGCCUUCCAGCGAAGUGAACCAGAAGAAGGUGCAAUGUUUGGUCAGACACCCCACGCUAGGCCGAGAUAAGGUCAUCUACAUCAUAGACAUUCACUAUCCUCCUCAGUCCGUGAAGAUCACACAGAAGGACGAUGGCUAUCAGUGCGCUGCAGACGCCAACCCUAAACCCGUGUACACAUGGUCAAGAGAGGGCCAUCCCCUGCCCAGUGGGGUGAGAGCAGAAGGCAACAGGCUGUACCUGGACUUCAUUCCUGAGCUGAACGGCCUGUACACCUGCAAGGCCUCAAACUCCUAUGGCACUGCGGAAGGUCACCACACUCUGUAUGCAGUCACUGAGUCUGUGACACCCCUCUCUCAGAUAAUGGUGAUAAUCGUGACUACUGUUGGAGAUAUUGUCAUCUUCGUAACGUUAUUCCGGCUAUGUUAAAUCUGUAAUGUUAACACAAAUGUAACUGAAUGUUCUCUCAUCUUUUCUGCACACAUGACUAGUAUUUCCUGUGAUUCCUUCCAACUGCCAUGGACACCAUGCAAUUAAGAUGCAUGGAAUUAAAGCCAGAUACCAUGUGUGUGGGGGGUAUUCCAAUAGGCAUAGAGUGAGAGAGAAAGAGAGAUCUGCCCACAGGCAUUCUUUUAAAACCUGUUUUGUCUUCCUGUUACAUAAAACUCACCCUGGUCUUGUGCUACCACAUUUACUUUCUACUGGUUGCUCCAUCCCUCAUGCAGAGAUUUGGCUUGGCAUCCAUUCAGACUUCAUGAGGAUAUGAACGUUUGAAUGAAUUAUCCCUACUUUGCAUCAAUUCAAUUCACCUUUAUGUUCUGUACAGAGGUUCUGUACAGAGAGUGCACAAUUUUCCUGCAAGGCUGUGCACCUAAAAUCUCUGACCAUGUUCAGCUCAGCAAUUCCACAAACCAAGCAACAAUAGGAAACCGCUUCUGUCAAGUUCUAUUAGUUAAUAUCACAUUCAUUCACAAGUCAUGUUAUUUCAUUGUGUAUUUCAGGUAAUAUCAAUAAAAGUGCAUUUGUGUUGUUUUGCUUGAGUAACAAUAAAUCACAUAACAAUAACCCAUUUACAGUUCCACUGAAAAAUAGAUGAAAUGCAUAAAAAUGGUGGCUAUAGCAUUUUGGAAAAGAGCUCUUUAUGAGUCGUUAAUUGGCCUUAGUUCUGAGGUCUGACAGACACCUUAUUCUGCUUAUACUAUAACAAUAGUAUGUUCUGGCUGUAUUCUGUCUCCAAAAACAGACUGUGAUACACAGACAACUUGAACAAACAUAGGCUCCCAAUGAAAUUCUAUUCUGUAAUAUUCUGUGUACUGUAUAGAAGUGGACAUUCUUUAACUUUCACAAAAACACUUCUGGAAUGAACACAGAACAUUUGCUUUUUUACUUAUUAGGAUGGAACAAUGGGGUUCAUCUAAUACUCUCAACAACAAGUCAACAUGAUGUGGUUAAAAUAAAAGUGUUUGGAUUUGCAUGUA